UGCUUCAGUUUCACCAUUUGUCAGUUUCAACCCAACCAGUUGGCAGAGCGUUUCAAAAUGAUUGUGAAACAAACACUAUUCAUCACACUUUUAUCAUUUUACCUGGCACUUCUCAGCGAUUCCCAACAAAUUCUCGAAAAAAAGAAAGUGGUCGUCGACAUAGACAAAUCGCUCACCAAAUACCUGGUGAAAUUUUACAAACACCGUCUCGUCGAAGGACAAAACAACGCCAUAUCUCCGCUGCUAGAUCUGUACGCGCUGGUGCUGCUGUACAAAGUGUCGGAUGCUUCGGCCAAAACGGACCUUCACACCCUGCUGGGCAUUCCGGAGGGCGCCGAGGAUGGGACGAUGGACAAGUUUGAGGCCAAAAUUAGGCUGUAUCUUGAGCAAAGUGGGGGAAAUUCUGUUUUUGGAACGCAAUUGUUCGUCGAUUCGAGAAUCAAAGGUGUUACAAAGGAGUUGCAGGAUAAAAAGUUCUUCACAUCUUCACUGAUUAACUUUAGUCGGAAGGCAGAAUUUCAGCAAAAGAUCAACAGUUGGAUGACGAGCUUGGGAGUUCCAAACAAGCAUCCCUUUGUGCACAACUUCAACUUUGAUGACAAAACAGUUUCACUUAUCUUGGAAGUGAUGGCAGUUCGCUGGAAGCUUCCAUUGGCACUUUCAACUACUUCAAAGGCAUUUCUUGGAGAACAGGUCAAGCAUUUGGAGGGAACACUCGAAGCUCGUUACGCCAAAAUUGACAAGUUGGGAAUUCAAGUCCUGGAACAGCUACCUAGCGAUUCAGGUCUGAAAUUGUGGCUAAUUCUUCCAAAUUCGAUGGUUACCUUCAUCAAUAAAACGGUUGGAGAAGACACUCUUAAUGAAAUUGCUAAAAGUCUACGAAACAAGCAGCAAUAUGUGACAAUUUCGGUUCCUCAAAUUGAAAUUGAGUUCAACUCUGAGGAAAACGCGUUUCUCCAGAACAAUUUCCACGUGCUUUCGUCAAUGUUCAGCUCUCCUUCAAUCAGGUUGGAACUCGACAAGAAGGAAAAGCAUCCCAUUCAGGGAUUCCUUAUGCACUGUAUGUUCCAGUUUGUCGAAGACAAUUCGGCUAAAGUUUCUCAACAAGCAACUUUGGCUGUAAACUUCGAUAAACCUUUCACUGUGAUGGCGCUGACCACGGACACCAACAUUCCUCUGCUGAUGGCAAACUACUUUUCCGUAAGGGAUAAAAUGCUUACCAUGGAAGAUGAAGAGCAAAGUUUAGCUGAACAAGUUGCUAAAGAAGAACUUGGGAAUCGUGAAGAUCUUUAAUUGUUUUCAAGAGUGUACCGUUGUUCAAAAUUCUUUACUUAAUUUUACGACGAAAUUCAACUCUGGCAGCACUGCUCCACAGCAUAAAGUUCCGUCACGCGUCCAGCCAUAAAAAAAAACUCAAAUGACAUAAUAAAAUU
This is a messenger RNA of Culex pipiens pallens (northern house mosquito), 1433 nucleotides long. RefSeq lists its product as uncharacterized. Bases 58 to 1293 code for a protein of 411 amino acids. The record is from RefSeq and is a predicted model, not a curated record. The transcript has 3 exons. Lineage: Eukaryota; Metazoa; Arthropoda; Insecta; Diptera; Culicidae.